AUGAAGAUCACUCUUGCCCAGUUCCUUGCAUUGGCAGCUACCGCCAACUGCGCUGCAAUCAACCUCGAGACUAGAGCCACUCCCCUCGAUGUCAAGCUUACUUCUCUUGGAAACUCCAAGGUCAAGGCCGAGAUCACCAACAACGGCGAUGCCAGCUACAACCUUUUCUACAAGGGUACUUUCCUCGACACCGAGGCUCCCGUUGACAAAUUCCAUGUCUCUACCGCCGAAUCCAAGGCUCCUUUCACUGGUAUUCUGCAGCGCCUGGCUUACACUCAGCUGAGCGAGGACGUCUUCAAGCCCAUCAUGGCCGGUCAGACAAUUGAGGUCGAGGUCGAACUUGCCGAGCUUUACCAGCUCUCCUCCAGCGGAAAGUACGAUGUUCUCGCAGCUGGUGCCAUCCCAUAUGCUGAGCUCAACUCUACCGCUCUGACUGGAAGUGCCCUUGCCUUCACCAGCAACACACUCUCCGUGGACGUUGAUGCCGCCGAAGCAGCCAAGGUCGAGAGCGCUGUCAGCAAGCUCUCGAAGCGCACCACCAUCCAGAGUGAUUGCACCGGUACUCGCCUCACCGCUGUUCGCUCCGCCCUCAGUAACUGCCAGAAGUUGGCCACCGCUGCUGCCACUGCUGCCACCUCCGGCUCUGCUAGCAAGUUCCAGGAGUACUUCAAGACCACUUCGUCCAGCGUCCGCAGCACUGUUGCCGCACGCCUGAGAGCCGUUGCUUCCGACUGUGGCUCGACCACCGGCGGCAAGACCCGUACUUACUGCACUGACAUCUACGGCGGAUGCUCGUCUGGUGUCCUUGCUUACACCCUCCCCUCAAACAACUACAUCGCUUACUGCCCUCUCUUCUUCAGCGACCUCCCUGGACUUACUGGUCAGUGCCACGCUCAGGACCAGGCCACCACCGCCUUGCACGAGGAGACCCACGCCCCUGGCGUUUACAGCCCCGGUACUGAGGACAACGGCUACGGCUACAGCGCUGCCACUCGUCUCUCCAGCUCUGCUGCAGUCCUCAAUGCUGAUUCGUAUGCCCUCUACGCCAACGCCAUCUACUCUGGAUGCUAG
This is a messenger RNA of Aureobasidium namibiae CBS 147.97, 1071 nucleotides long. RefSeq names its product neutral protease. NCBI's taxonomy places the organism in Eukaryota, Fungi, Ascomycota, Dothideomycetes, Dothideales, Saccotheciaceae. Gene Ontology annotation, biological process: proteolysis. The transcript has 2 exons. The coding region runs from base 1 to 1071 and encodes 356 amino acids. Gene Ontology annotation, molecular function: metalloendopeptidase activity. The record is from RefSeq and is a predicted model, not a curated record.